Molecule: messenger RNA, 984 nt
Organism: Cuscuta campestris
Lineage: Eukaryota; Viridiplantae; Streptophyta; Magnoliopsida; Solanales; Convolvulaceae
Source: the annotation of a GenBank genome assembly
GCUCACUAUUGAAAUAUAUAUACUCCAUACACUCAUAUAGAGUAAAUAAUUGUGCCGAUUCAUUGAAGAUUUAAUGGAGGGAGUUGAGGAGAUUUUGAAACUCUUUGAUUCUUGCUGGUUUGAGAAAGAGAUUCUUAUUGUCAAUGAAACCAACAAGCCACUUAUAAAUGAUCUCAAGUCAAAGGAGAAGAUGGGUUCUCUAAAGAUUCGAUCGCAGAGCGAUAAUCUGCUGGCAUUCAGGACAAACGUAAGCCCGGAGUCGCGUUGCAGGAAAAGGGUUCGGGGCGAAGGGAGGAAGAAGAAGAAGAAGGUGAGGGCGGCGGCAGGGGCGGGGGAGAAGCUGAGGGGUGCUAAGAGCUUAUCAGAGCUUGAACUGGAGGAGUUAAAAGGGUUUAUGGACCUGGGUUUUGUGUUCACUGAUGAAGACAGGAAAUCUGGGCUGGCUUCCAUUGUUCCUGGACUGCAGAGAUGGGGGAGCAGGGGAGGAGAUGAAGAAGAUGAUGAUGAUGAUGGAGGAAGAGGAGAAGAGAGUAAUGGUAAUGAGGCAAUAAUUGAAAGGCCUUAUCUUUCUGAGGCAUGGAGAAGUAUGGAUCAGAGGAAGAUGAUAAAGAAGCUUCUGAAAUGGAGGAUUCCGCCAGGUCCCAGAGAUGAUGAUGAUGAUGAUGAUGAUGAUGAGUCGGCCAUGAAAGACAACCUCAGAUUCUGGGCACAAACUGUUGCAUCAGCCCUCAGAUAGUUACAUCAUUAUUCUGUCCCAUAUGAAUUGAAGAAUCUGACACAUAAUAAAGAAUUGUGUGCUUUUCAAAUGUAUAUAAAUCUUUCGGAGUUACAGCAAUGGUGUACAUUGAUUAGAAGCUAAUGAGCCGAAAAAUCACGAGUACAAAAAAUGGAGAGCAUCAAUAAAAAGAACAUAGGAGCAACUUAAUACUCCCUCAUUGAAUACAGAAAAGUGAAAUUUGCAAAAAAUAAGACUAAGACAUUCUG